AUGGAUUUGCCUCAGCGUAGAGGACUAAACGGGUCCAGACUUGGCAAUGAUGUCUGGAAACAAAUUCAAACAAAUUCUUUUUUAUCUGCUCGACCAUUCUUGACAUUUAGAGAGUUCAAAUCAUUGAGAAACAACCUAAUACGAGAGAUCGAGGAUAAAAAUGAGCAUAAAAUACUUCACUGUGAUAGUAGUUCUCUGACCGCAAAGGAUGCCGUUUUAGCUGAUUUAGCCUUGGAUGAUCAGCGACUCGGCGAUUUGAGAGAUGAACAUUGA
Wickerhamiella sorbophila is the source of this 273-nucleotide messenger RNA. RefSeq lists its product as hypothetical. The coding region runs from base 1 to 273 and encodes 90 amino acids. The transcript has 2 exons. The record is from RefSeq and is a predicted model, not a curated record. NCBI's taxonomy places the organism in Eukaryota, Fungi, Ascomycota, Dipodascomycetes, Dipodascales, Trichomonascaceae.